Molecule: messenger RNA, 523 nt
Organism: Zophobas morio
Lineage: Eukaryota; Metazoa; Arthropoda; Insecta; Coleoptera; Tenebrionidae
Exons: 5
Coding region: 182-523 (113 amino acids)
Biological process (GO): endosome transport via multivesicular body sorting pathway; protein transport; late endosome to vacuole transport
Cellular component (GO): ESCRT III complex; multivesicular body
Source: RefSeq, a predicted model, not a curated record
AAGAGCUAAACUUAAUAAUGAAGAAAAAAAAAUUCAAUUGCAAAUUAAAAAAGCUGCGCAACGAGGCAGCAAAGAAGAAGUAAAGGCGCUGGCAAAGCAAAUUGUCGGCGUUAGACAGCAACGCGAGAAAUCUUUUAAGGCAACUGCGAAGUUUAACGAGCUCAGAGGGAAUAUUUCAGAAAUGAAUAUCAAUAGUAAAGUUGCUAAUUCAGUUCAAGCGGCCUCCAAAGUAAUGGCAGGAGCUAAUAAAUCUAUGAAUAUCCAUCACGUGCAGAAGACGAUGGCCAACUACCAAAAAGAGAGCGAACUCGCUGGAAUUCGUAACGAAUUAAUUGAAGACACGAUGAAUAGUUUAACUGAAGAUAAUGAAGAAGAAGAAGAAAAUGUUGUGAAUGCAAUUUUAGAUGAGAUUGGAAUUGACAUUUCCUCGGGGUUGAAGGCUCCAUCUUCGUCACUUCCUGCUUCUGAAGCUGCUGAUUCCGAAGCAGACUUGUUAGCUCGGUUGCAAGAAUUAAAAAGUUGA